AUGCCUCAAAACACGCUUUCCCUCCUCGACGACGGCGCGGUUGGCAAUGUAGAAGCGCUCGCCCUUGUCGUCCUUCUCGUGCUCGAGGGCGACCUUGCUGAGUUGGGUGAGAACGUUCUCGAUGAGGGUGUCGGUGACGCUGCGCUUCUUGCGGCCCAUGUCGUUGAGGACCCGGAGGUUGGACAGGACGUAGUAGACGAGGGCCAUGACGAUGGUGACGGCGACCGAGUACACGAAGACGACGCAAACGGUGACGAAGUCGGUGCGGCCGUUCUCGGACAGGAAGCGGUUGAUGGACGGGGGGGAGGCGGGCUCGCCACGGCCACCAGAGAACCAGCCGAAGACGCAGAAAAGAAUAGACAGAACGUCGACGGCGGCGAUGGCGCCAAUGAGCUGGAAGGAGGGGAAGGUCUCGAAGCCACGGGUGACGAAGAUGAGCCAAUUCUGGGUCAGGGAGAUCUCGAGGAAGAGGAUCUCCUGGAUGGAGCCGUACUCGUGGAUGACGCCACCGUCGACAAUGUACAUGGUACCGCGGAGGAUCCAGGUACCCAUGGCGAGGAGACUGCCGAGAACGAUGGAGAUGAUCCAGAUCUUGGGGAGCUGCCACUCGACGGGACGCUUCUCGAAAGCGAGGAAGACGAUGAGGUCGGCGCGGACAGUCUCGUUGAUGAUGAUCAUGGAAGUGACGAGGUAGAUCUCCAAGUGCAAGCAAAGAGCGAUACGGUACUGGAUGUAGGCCUUCAUGCGCUGGAAAAUCUGGCGAGACAGCUUGAUGGCAGAGACGAUAGUGCUAAGACCGGGGGCAAGGAAGACGAUAUCGGCGGCGGCCUGGGCAGCCUCGGUGGCACCCUCGACGGCAAUACCGCAGUCGGACUUCUUCAGGGAGGGAGCGUCGUUGACACCGUCACCAGUCAUGGCAGUCAAGUGACCACGCUGCUGGAGCAUCUCGACGACCUGGUACUUGUGCUCGGGGAACACUUCGGCGAAACCGUCGGCGCGCUCGCAAAGGUCGUGGAUAGAAGUGCCGGCCAUGUCGCUGUGGAGAAGCUUGUCGGAGUUGUAAACCUUGGUACCGAGCUGGAGCAUGCGGCAGGUCUCGACGGCAAUGGCGUGGGCGUCACCAGUAAGCAUCUUAACCUGGAGACCGAGAGCCUGGGCCUCGAGAAUGGUCUGGCCGGUAUCGCUGCGAGGGGGGUCGAAGAGGGACAGCAUGCCGAGCAUCUCCCAGGGGCCAUCCUCCUCCUUGACGGCGACGGCGAGGGAACGGAAACCACGGCGGGCGAACUCAGCGGCCUUCUCCUUGAAGAGAGCGGAUUGCUCCUCAGUGCAGUCGGUGAGGGCGAGGACGGCCUUGGGGGCACCCUUGGCGCAAGUGUAACGGACACCACGGUGGGUGGCGAUGGUGGUGAUACGCUUGGAGACGGGGUCGAAGGGGGUGAACUUCUCGGUCUUCCAGCCGUCAGAGAUGAGCUCCUUGGCCUUCGGGUAACGCUUGAGGGUGAGGACGGUGAUCUUGUCGAUGGGGUCCAGGGCCUUGAUGUUGUGCGAAGAGGCGAGAGCGGCGACGGCCAUCAUCCAGUUGAUGUCAACACCCUCCAUGACGAAAGGCUCGCGGACGGACAGCUGGUUGGCAGUGAGGGUACCGGUCUUGUCGGAGCAGAGGAUGUCGACACCAGCCAGGGACUCGAUGGCAGUGAGCUUCUGGACGAUGGCCUUCUCCUCGGCGAGGUAGGCAGCACCGACGGCGAGGGUGGUGGUGGUAACACAGGGCAGACCGAUGGGGACACCGAUGAUGAGGAGAAUCAGAGCGUAGUGGAGCAAGUUGACGGAAGUGCCCUCCUCGGAGACCUCAAUGGAGCGGUAGAAUCCACCAAUCCAGGCAGCGAGGAUAAAGAUGAUGACAAGAGCGAGAAGCGUAGUACCGAUAGAGUUCAUGAUGGCCUUGAAGUGACCCUGGUCCUGGGCGCCCUGGACGAGGGAGGCGGUCUUUCCAACGAAAGAGGCCUGGGCGCCGUGGGUGACGAUACAGAAAGCCUUGCCGCGCUUGCAACCGGUGGUGUAGUAGCAGGUGUCGGUCAUGAACUUGUCGACGGCGAGAGACUCACCAGUCAUGGCAGACUGGUCAACGGCGACGAUGGCGUGUCCGAGCUGGGGGUUGGCGUUCUCCUCAUCACCCUCCUCGAACUUCUCGCGGCGGGGGGACAUGACAUCCUGGGCCUCGAGCUCAGCCUUGUAGGCGGCGUAGCCGGCGGGGUUCUCGUAGUCGCAAAUCAGUUGGCAAUCAGCGGGGACGACGUGGCCUUCCUCAAUGAUGAUCUGGAAAGGAAGCGUGUUAGAGACAUUGCCCGGAUUGGGAGCACUCACGAUAUCACCGGGCACGAGUUCACGAGCGCGGAUCUCCUCUUCUUUUCCCUGGCGAACGACACGGGCCUUCAUGGCGAUGUCACCCUUCAGGGAGGCGACAACGUCGGCAGCCUGCUUCUCCUGGUACCAACCGACAGCGGCGUUAAGCAAAAGAAUGGCGACAAUCAAACCGGCGUCGAGCCAAUCCUGCAGGGCGAAGGCGAGGAUAGCGGCACACUCCAUGACUGCAUUGAGAAUUAG
Molecule: messenger RNA, 2604 nt
Organism: Colletotrichum spaethianum
Lineage: Eukaryota; Fungi; Ascomycota; Sordariomycetes; Glomerellales; Glomerellaceae
Exons: 4
Coding region: 1-2604 (867 amino acids)
Source: RefSeq, a predicted model, not a curated record